CGUGAUUGCGCAUCGCGUUCCGACACCUUUGUGACACAAGGGCCGCGUCCGCUCGUGAAUGCGCAAUCAAGAGUGCCGUCUCAAGAACGGCAAAAAACACGAUAGCGGGUGCAGUACACCGUAUGCUCCGCGCCCAACACGCCAUUCCGCGCACCAAGCUGUCGUCUCCCGCCGCGUCGAGCGAAAUGAGGUUUCGCGCCGCGCGAUGCCCAGCUUGGUCCUGUUCGGUGCGGUGCUUCGCUCGUUCGCCCGCUCCACCCGCUGCUGCUUCAUUUCGGGUCCCAGGUAAACUUGGUCGACUGACGUGCGAAGCGUGCACGGGUGCAGCCGAUUGCAAUGCGCUUUGAGCGGGACGUAGUCAACUCACGCAGGCAGCCUUCACGGGCAAUGUCGUAGUCCACUCCAGCAAACGAUGCUGAGUACGCUUGAGGAUUUUGAUCGAUGUGACGAAGGAGAUUCGGUGGCUAAUCCUCUUUGCGAUUGUUCAUGGAGCUUCGCUUCCUCUCUUCUGGCUUCCACACGGCGCACGCUUCUCGACCAUCCUAUGUUCAAGGUCUUCCCUUU
Messenger RNA from Ceraceosorus bombacis, 564 nucleotides. The record is from the annotation of a GenBank genome assembly. Lineage: Eukaryota; Fungi; Basidiomycota; Exobasidiomycetes; Ceraceosorales; Ceraceosoraceae.